Molecule: messenger RNA, 5025 nt
Organism: Monodelphis domestica (gray short-tailed opossum)
Lineage: Eukaryota; Metazoa; Chordata; Mammalia; Didelphimorphia; Didelphidae
Source: RefSeq, a predicted model, not a curated record
GCAGCUGCUCUGGGAAGGGAUGCUCCUUCCCCAAUCCUCUCCAGGGAGGAGGGCGGGGCCUAGUUACUAUUGAAGCACCGCCCUAGGACCAGGGCCAGCCUUGGCAGGGGGAAGGCAAGGCUGUCCACCACACCUCUUCUGGCCCCGGAGCGGGCUGCACCAGCGGAGCAAGUAGCGGCGGCGCUGGCCAGUACUAGAGGACUGAGUGGGAGAAAGGAACCGCAGAAGAGAUUUUCUUAUGAUGAUAUACUCAUAAUGCUCGAGUGAAGGAGAUAUUAGCAUACCUCUAUUUCUGAACAUGCUGUCACUUUGAGGGAUGAAAGGCGGGAGGCCAGAAAAUAGUCUUGCUAAAAUCCUGUCCUUGGAAAUGGCUUCCUUAAGUGGCAAAGUGCAGACAGUUUUAGGUCUUGUGGAACCAAGUCAACUUGGCCAGACCUUAACCCAUGAACACUUGACCAUGACCUUUGACUGCUGCUAUACCCCUCCUUGGUCAGGCCAAGAAGCUUUGUCUAAGGGAUCCUUUGAGAUGAAGAACUUGUUUUGGAUUCAAAAUAACCCCUAUUCCCACAAGGAGAACCUUCGACUAAAUCAAGAGACUGAAGCCAUCAAGGAGGAGCUCUUAUAUUACAAGGCCAGUGGUGGUGGGGCUUUAGUAGAAAACACAACCUCUGGAAUUAGUCGUAAUGUGAAGACCUUGAAGUGGUUUGCAGAAGAGACUGGAGUCCAUAUCAUUUCUGGGGCUGGAUUUUAUGUGGAUGGAACACAUUCUCCAGAGACCCGUGCCAUGUCAAUAGAACAGCUUACAGAGAUUAUUACUAAUGAAAUACUACAUGGAGCUGAUGGGACCGACAUCAAAUGCGGAGUUAUUGGAGAAAUUGGCUGUUCCUGGCCUCUCACCGAAAGUGAGAAUAAGGUACUUCAGGCAACAGCCCAUGCACAGUCUCAGCUUGGAUGCCCAGUUAUUGUCCACCCUGGGAGGAAUCCAAACUCACCCUUUCAGAUUAUACGAAUCUUGCAAGAAGCUGGGGCAGACGUCUCCAAGACGGUCAUGUCUCACCUUGACAGGACAAUAUUUGAUAAAAAGGAGCUAUUAGAAUUUGCCAGACUUGGAUGUUACUUAGAAUAUGACCUCUUUGGUACAGUCCUCCUCCACUACCAACUGGAGCCAGAUAUUGACAUGCCUGAUGACAACAAGAGAAUAAAAAGGAUCCAUCUUGUCAUCUGCAGAUGAAAAAAUCACCACAUAAAGACAAUUACAGUCAACUCCUGAUUAUUUACCAAGUGGUUAUAAAGCUAUUGAAAAAGCAACAUGGUAUGGUGAAGAACAUAGUAGAUUUGUGUUUAAGAAUACCUCGGUUCAAAUUCUACCACAGACAUUUAUAAGGUGUGUGACAUAUGGAAAAUCAUUUUGUUUCUCAGUUCUUCAGUUGUAAAUUGGAUGGUGGGGGUAAUGUUAUCCCAUACUCAUCAAGUUGUUGUGAGGAUGAAAACAUCACAUAUAUAAAGUUCAUUGCAAACCCUAUGGUACUAUAUAAAUGUGAAGUAUACCAUUUGUGUAGUAUACUAAUUUAGAUGUUCAUCUCUGUUGCUCCUCCUGUCCUGAUUGAUUACUAUUCUUAUCUAUUUCAUUGCCCAAUCACCCCUCUACUAAUGGGGUGAAGAGACAACACAAGAGGAUUAAGCUCACAUCACUCACUUUGCCAGUGAUGACUCUGGUCUAGGAAGGAAGAGGAUGAACAUUUAAAGCUAUGGACUAGAAUAAUUAAGGAAGUAUCUGAGCAUUCCUUUUUCUAAUGAUCUGCCAUUCCCAUUGCCAUGGAUGAUUCUGAAAUGACCACACAUAUAAAAUGUAAGUAAUGCUAGAUAUUCAAUUACUAAGAAGCAUUACUAUAUCUUGGUCAGAGUUGUAUUGUAGUUAUGGUAUGUGGAAAACAGUGAUGAUGAAAGGUAAUAAAUAACCAGAGAAGGUACCUUUGGCAGUGGUGUUAAGGGCAUCAAAAUGUCCAAAUUUAUGGGGGGGGGAGGCAUUUGCUAUUCCUCAGUUGCUGAAUGAUAUUUGUCUGAAGCCCAAUUUCUUCCCCAACCCAUUCAGGAAGGUGCCACUUUGUACUAUCAUCAGAGAAAUGAUCAAAGUGUUGGUAAUGCAUCCCCAAAGCUAAAUUAUCCCAAGCCAUAUCUCCAACUAUACUUUCAAAUCUUAAAACAUGUUAUCAAUUGAUUAAUAAGCAUUUCAGCAUCUACUGUGUGCCAGGUACUAUUCUAGGUCCUGGGGAUACAAGUACAAAGAAUGAAACCAUCCCUGCUUGCAAUAAGUUUAAUUAUAUUUUUCUUGGAGGAAAUAGCAAAUACAUAUAAAAUAUAUGCAACAUAAAUAGAAAGUGCCUAAAUACCAAUAUAUACAUGAAGCCAUUAAAUAUGAGGGAGUUUAAGGGAUAAUAGAAUUUUCAAAGAUCAAGAAAGGCUUUGUAUAGAAAAUGGUUACUAAACUGAAUCUUUGAGGAAGAAAGGGAAUCUAUGAGGCAUACAAAAUAGCCCAACUAACACUUUGUAAGGGCUUGUUCUAGGUAUAAAGCUUCGUUCUAGGUACUGAAGGAAAUACACACUUUAAGGCAAGACAUAAUUUCUGACCUCAAGGAGCUAAUAAGGGAAUAUGAGAGCAACACAAAUAGUUACAAUAAAUAAAAUGUCAUGGUUCCAUUUGAUUGCAAGCUCCUCCAGGGCAGAGACUGUGUUUUUUCUCUUUUUGUAUCCUCAGCACUUAGUUCAGUAUCUGGCAUACUUCAGAUGCUGAAUCGAUGUUCAUUAAACAAGGGAUAUUAAAUAUAUCAGAACAUUACAAAACAGGCUCUUGAUCUCCGAAGAGGUAGAUCGUUACAAACCAGGGGAGGUAAGGCAUCCGUGGAGGAGGAGGUCUUUGAAUCUCACUGUAAGAUAUGGGGAGCAAUUCAAGAAGAAAUAAAAAGGUCAAGGAGCAUUUGAAGUUCAUGAAUAGCCUGAAUCAACGUGUGGAGGCAUGAGUUCACAGUGCACAUUUGGAGGACACAUCUAGUGUUAUAUGAAGGGGACUAACAGUAGGGAAGGUUGAAGGUUAGAAUGGUAUUGGGUUGUGAAGGGUACCAAAUAAGGUUUGGGAGUUUGAGCUUUACUCAACAGCCAACAGUGGGCAAUUAAGAAGAUUCAUCUUCUUGAGUUCAAAUCUGGUCUCAGAUACUUCCUAGUUGUGUGACACUGGGCAAGUCUCUGCACAAUUUGCCCAGUUUCAUCAUCUGUAAAAUGAGCUGGAGAAAGAAAUGGCAAACCACUCCAGUAACUUUGCCAAAAAAUCCCCAAUUGGGCUCAAAAGGAGCCAGACACUAAUGGACAGCUAAGUGGUACAGUGGAUAGAGUACUGGGCUUGGAAUCUGGAAAACAUCUUUCUGAGUUCAAAUCUUGCCUCAGAUACUUACUAGCCAUGUGACCCUGGGUAAGUCAUUUAACCCUCUUGGCCUCAGUUUCCUUAUCUGUAGAAAGAGCUUGAGAAAGGAAUGACAAACUACUCCAGUAUCUUUGUCAAAAACAAAAACAAAACCAAAAUCACAAAUGAGUUCACAAAGAAUCAGAUACAAACAUUGAUAGUCAACAGAGACUCAGUGAAAUAAAAGAGGAUUUCAGGUGGAUCUUGGUUAGAGUUAAGCAUUGUUUAAAAUGACCCAUCUACAUCUCUCUAAAAAUUAAUUCUGAACAUUCUACUGAAUAGACCGUUAAUGCCUCUAUCUGCUUUUCAUUAUUCUUCCAAACCUGGUGCCACUCUAACUUCUAGCCUUAAUUCCCAUAUCAUGCCUCUCCAUAUAUCCUAUGCUUCAAACAAACUGGAUGAAUCUUCCAAAUACACCCUAGGCUUUCAUACGUCCACCUCUCUGCCUAGCUUAUUAUCCAUGCUUGAAAUGUGUGUGUCCUCUCUCAAGUCCCUAUUCAUCUUUUAAAAACCCACUGAAAUACCACUAUGUUGUUAUAGGGACAUAAAAACUGGAAUCAAUACCCUGUUAACUCCACAUUGUUGUCUUUCCAUGACUGUUAUCAACUACAUUUAUUUUUAUUAACUAUCUGAAAGUCUAGGAAGAAGUAAGAGCAAAGUGGGCAGAAUAAAGUGUAAGCUGAAGGAAAAUCUGAAGGAAGAAAUGAGCAGGAGGGAUAAAAUUCAGAAACUUCAAAAGGAUUAAACUACUUCUUUAAACCGGUGCAAACUCCUCUAGCAAAAAUAGCAGGACAAAAACUACUUCUGUGUCAUCUCUAUCAAACUGACCAAGACAUUAAAAUUUAAACAAUGAAGAAUUGAAACUCAAAAUAGGGCAAUAAAAAUGGUCCUAUGAUGAAACUUUAUUAACUAAGGGUCGGAUACGCUACAUGCAGUCCCUUAUUUGAAAGGUGGGAGUCUGUAGAGUCUGUACUCCAUUCCCCCCAUCUGUAAUACAUGCCUUCCUCAACUUGGUCAUUUAGAAUCAUUAGCUUUCUGCAAAGCAUACCUCAAGUGCCAGAUAGAGCAGGAAACUGUUCCUGACUCCCUAUUUAUUUGCAUCCUCUCCCUUUUGAAAUUAUUUUGCAUUACUUGACAUAUACCUAAUAUUUGCUUACUAAUACAAUGUAAUGCAACUAAUGUAAAUUUGUUCAGUAGAAUAUAAGCUCCUUGAGGACAGGGACCACUUUGUUUUUGUCUUUAAAUCCCUGGCACUUAGCAGAGUGCUUUGCAAAUAAUAGACAAUUAAUAAAUGUAUGACAAAUUCAAAUAAAAUUAACUAAGGUUGACUCUUUCCCCAACCAGUGUUUUUUAAAUUAAAUAUUCUUCUUUACUAAUAACUUUAAAGAUAUGUUUUUAAUGCUGUAUAUUUGUGGGACUGGAAAGGGAGAGAGUAAUUCUCCUUCAGAUAUUUAGGUAAAUUCUCAAGAAUUUUUGUCUAGGGGGGAAAACUCCACAUUGCCCACCAACACCAGCAUGUCUCCUUGGAUUUCUGGAGCAAGUUGACUAAAUAAACUAUAUCUUCCAUUAUC